AUAUAAAUACUGCGGUUUUCACAGCCAAAUUUCAAUUUUGCAUCAGUAAAUCUAUCAAUUUCUUAAAAAUUCACUCAAAUAUACAGAAUCAGUCUCGAAAAUGCCCAACUACGAAGAAAUUUCACGUCGUGCCGAGGCCGACCUCAACACGUAUCAGUCCAAGACUGGAAACGCUCGUCCCCUAGGCUUGGAUGACGCCGGUGUCAAUUCUUAUGCGGAAAAAAAGUUUGACUCUGCCGGAGUUACCUACGGGGAUGAUUUGAGCACAAACAGAGGCUACAACAAGCGCAUCCCUCCGAGUGAGGGAGGAGAUCUUGAUGCUCGCGGAAGACAAGCUACAGGAAAUCUUUACGAAGGUCAAGGAGGACCGGACGAUAAGAUUGCUGAAUCAUACCGUCAGCAAGGCGGCCAAAAUGACAUCGAUAUUGUAGACGCACGAGUGUCCGACACUGGGGGUCUUGGCAGCGCCAACGACAUUGCGACUCAGGGAAAGAUUGCUUCCAAGGCAAACGUAGGAAGAAACCCUCCGGGAGCUGGAGGAUCGCAAUUCAAGGGCAGCGAGUAUUACACUCCUGAGAGCGUGCCUGAUAGUAUCUCUGCGGAGGGAUGGGUAGCACCAGAGAGUGUGACUGAGGCGAGUCGGGAGACGGAAGGGUAUUCGCAGCGAUGA
Messenger RNA from Trichoderma asperellum CBS 433.97, 670 nucleotides. RefSeq lists its product as uncharacterized. The record is from RefSeq and is a predicted model, not a curated record. NCBI's taxonomy places the organism in Eukaryota, Fungi, Ascomycota, Sordariomycetes, Hypocreales, Hypocreaceae.